AUGCAGUGCUUAUUAAAUAUUCAGGUACUUUUUAUUAUCAAUGCAAUAAGUGUAACAUUCAUCCUGGCACACAAUUGCUUUUUGAAUAAUAAAGAUUAUAGAUGUAGAUUGGGAACAAAAACACCAUAUAGAUUUAUAUCAUAUCAGGAUGAUUCUCCUCCUGAAUACUUAGGUUGUAUUCCAGAAAAGAUAUGGUUAAUUUUAAGACAUGGUACAAGGUAUCCUGGAAGGAAAUAUAUAUCAUCCAUAAUUGAAAAAUUGCCAGAGUUACAAAAAAUUAUUCUCUAUAAUUAUGAAGGAAACAAAACACAAUUUACAGAAGAAGAUGCAGCUUUAUUCAAACAAUGGAAAAUUACUUUCAACAAAGAUGAUGUUAUGAACUUAACAGAAGAAGGUGAACUUGAAAUGAUUGAUCUUGCGGAAAGAUAUCAAUCCAGAUUCCCCACUAUUAUGUCAGAGAUCUAUAAUAAUCAAAUUUACAAGUUUAAGUACACUGCUACUCAACGUACAGAGGAAAGUGCUAAGUACUUUGCUACUGGUUUAUUUGGAAGAUACAAUAGUUAUCAAGUUCAAUAUCCACAAGCAGAACAUAAGGAUCCUGUGUUAAGAUUUUAUAAACAUUGUCAACGUUGGCGUUCUGAAGUAGAUAAAAAUUUGAAUUCACAAAUAGAAAAACAAAAAUUCUUAAAAAGUGAAAUUUAUAAGAAGAUGUUAGCAAAUGUUUCUAUACGUACUGGUUAUCAGGUUGACUAUGAAAAUGUAUAUUUGAUGUAUUUGAUGUGUGGAUUUGAAACUGCAUGGGAAAGAAAUUUUGAUUCACCAUGGUGUAAAAUAUUUUCACUACACGACUUCAAAGUACUCGAAUUUGCUGACGAUUUAAAAUAUUAUUGGAAUGAUGGGUAUGGCUAUAAAUUAUCUUAUGAACAAGCUUGUCCUGCUUUGAGAGAUGUCUUUAAUUUUUUUGCAUUAGUUGAUGGACCAUUGGUGUCGGCAUAUUUUACUCAUUCAGGCACUAUUUUGAAAUUAUUGGCUUUAUUAGGGGUUGCUAAAGAUGAUCAACAUUUAACACACGAUUUAUUUUCAUUAUACGUAGAAGACAGAGCCUGGAGAACUGGAAUUAUCGAUACUUUUGCAUCAAAUAUUGCAUUUGUUUUAUAUAACUGUACUGGAAUUCCAAGCGUUCUUUUUAUGCAUCAGGAAAGACCAUUAUAUUUAUCAGGUUGUCCUAUAAAUGUGCCAUGUCCACUGUCUAUUAUGAAGGCACUUUAUCCUGACCAAGAAGAAGAGUGCCAAUUUGAAGCUAUGUGUUCGAUAGAGGAAUCAUCAUAA
Eufriesea mexicana is the source of this 1329-nucleotide messenger RNA. Its product is annotated as Multiple inositol polyphosphate phosphatase 2. Gene Ontology annotation, molecular function: acid phosphatase activity; inositol phosphate phosphatase activity. NCBI's taxonomy places the organism in Eukaryota, Metazoa, Arthropoda, Insecta, Hymenoptera, Apidae. The coding region runs from base 1 to 1329 and encodes 442 amino acids. The transcript is spliced from 8 exons. The record is from RefSeq and is a predicted model, not a curated record.